CCUGAGUGUCUAACCUUUCAGGUGUGGUUCCCAACAAAGGUCAGUUUCCCAUGGCUGUGGGAGGCCAGGAGUUGUUUCAGUGCACUGGUCCGAUGUGCCGCUAUGCUGAAGACCUGGCCCCCAUGUUGAAGGUCAUGGCAGGACCUGGGAUCAAAAGGUUAAAACUAGACACAAAGGUACAUUUAAAAGACUUAAAAUUUUACUGGAUGGAACAUGAUGGAGGCUCAUUUUUAAUGUCCAAAGUGGACCAAGAUCUCAUUUUGGCUCAGAAAAAGGUUGUGGUUCACCUUGAAACUAUUCUAGGAGCCUCAGUUCAACAUGUUAAACUGAAGAAAAUGAAGUACUCUUUUCAGUUGUGGAUCGCAAUGAUGUCAGCAAAGGGACAUGAUGGGAAGGAACCUGUGAAAUUUGUGGAUUUGCUUAGUGACCAUGGGAAACAUGUCAAUCCUCUGUGGGAGUUGAUCAAAUGGUGCCUGGGUCUGUCAGUGUACACCAUCCCUUCCAUUGGGCUGGCUUUGUUGGAAGAAAAGCUCAAAUAUAACAAUGAGAAAUACCAAAAGUUUAAGGCAGUGGAAGAAAGCCUGCGUAAAGAGCUGGUGGAGAUGUUAGGUGAUGAUGGUGUAUUCUUAUAUCCCUCACAUCCCACAGUGGCACCUAAGCAUCAUGUCCCUCUAACACGGCCUUUCAACUUUGCUUACACAGGUGUCUUCAAUGCCCUGGGUUUACCUGUGACCCAGUGCCCACUGGGGCUGAAUGUCAAAGGACUUCCUCUAGGUAUCCAGGUUGUGGCUGGACCCUUUAAUGAUCAUCUGACCCUGGCUGUGGCCCAGUACUUAGAGAAAACUUUUGGGGGCUGGGUCUGCCCAGGAAAGUUUUAGGAGGACCUUCUGCAAGGUUAAUGUCUGUGUCUGUGUGUGUGUGUGGUGGUGAUGGUGGUGGUGUUUCUGUUAAUUGGGUGAAAUCAAGCACCAGCAGGCAAGCAGAAAAACAACUGGGGAAUUUAUUGACUCAUUUAGUUAUUCUUUCUACUUUUAUUUCCUUCUCUAACUGUUGAUCUUACUAAAAUGGUAAUAUUUGCUUCUUGCCUUUAUGUUACUGGAAAAUUAGGACAUGUAAAUGGACAAGCGCAAUAAAGUUUCCUAAAUACUGGAA
This is a messenger RNA of Cercocebus atys (sooty mangabey), 1152 nucleotides long. RefSeq names its product fatty-acid amide hydrolase 2. The transcript has 6 exons. NCBI's taxonomy places the organism in Eukaryota, Metazoa, Chordata, Mammalia, Primates, Cercopithecidae. The coding region runs from base 51 to 878 and encodes 275 amino acids. The record is from RefSeq and is a predicted model, not a curated record.